AUUUUGGACAUUAGCUCUCGUUUUUUUUUCUUUUUUUUAUACCCUUUCUUCGGUUUAAUUAUUAUAUUAGAAUGAGCGAAACUUUCCUUUUCACUUCUGAAUCUGUUGGUGAAGGCCAUCCUGAUAAAAUCUGUGAUCAAAUCUCUGAUGCUAUUUUGGAUGCUUGUUUGGCUCAAGAUCCUAUGUCUAAGGUUGCCUGUGAAACUGCUGCCAAGACUGGUAUGAUCAUGGUCUUUGGUGAAAUCACCACUAAGGCUAACCUUGACUACCAAAAGAUUAUUCGUAACACCAUUAAGCAAAUUGGCUAUGAUGAUUCCGAGAAGGGUUUCGAUUACAAGACCUGUAACGUCUUGGUUGCUAUUGAACAACAAUCUCCUGAUAUUGCUCAAGGUUUAGUUCAAAAGUCUUUCAACAUUGAAGAUAUUGGUGCUGGUGAUCAAGGUAUCAUGUUUGGUUAUGCUACUGAUGAAACUCCUGAAAUGAUGCCCUUGACUGCUGUUCUCUCUCAUAAGCUUAACAAGCGUAUGGCUGAUCUCCGUCGUGAUGGUACUCUCCCUUGGUUGCGUCCUGAUUCCAAGACACAGGUCACUAUUGAAUACAAGAACGAAAAUGGCGCUAUGGUUCCUCUUCGUGUUGAUACCGUUGUUAUUUCUGUCCAACAUGCCGCUGAAAUUGAAACUGAAGACCUCCGUAAGGCUUUGUUGGAACACAUUAUUAAGCCUGUCAUCCCUGAACACCUCUUGAAGGAUACCAUCUACCACUUGCAACCUUCUGGUAAGUUUAUCAUUGGUGGUCCUCAAGGUGAUGCUGGUUUGACUGGUCGUAAGAUUAUUGUCGAUACCUAUGGUGGUUGGGGUGCUCACGGUGGUGGUGCCUUCUCUGGUAAGGAUUGGUCUAAGGUUGAUCGUUCUGCUGCUUACACUGCUCGUUGGAUUGCCAAGUCUUUGGUCAAUGCUAAGCUUGCACGUCGUGCCCUUGUUCAACUUUCUUAUGCUAUUGGUGUCGCCGAACCCCUUUCUAUCUUCGUUGAUACUUAUGGUACUUCCGAAAAGUCUACCGCUGAAUUGGUUCAAAUCAUUCGUGAUAACUUCGAUCUUCGUCCUGGUGUCAUUGUAAAGGAACUUGAUCUCUUCAAGCCUAUUUACCAAAAGACCGCUGCCUAUGGUCACUUUGGUCGUGAUGAAUUCACUUGGGAACACCCUAAGGAACUUAAGUUCUAAGUUACUUAUAUACACAUACUACUCCCAUAGAAAAAAAAACCUUUUUUUUGACUUAAUGUUUUCAACAAACUACAUUUCCAUAUCCCCUUAUUUUACUCCGCCUUUCUCCUAUUUUACAUUACCUUCUAAUUGUUAGAUAUUUUUGUUAUAUACUGUAUUUUUUUUUUCCUUUAUUUUCUCGACAUUCAACAUAGUCGAAACCGACAGCCGUCCCGGUUGCAGGAUGGGUUUUCUUAUUAAAUAAAAAUAUUAUUUUAGAUAUUUA
Molecule: messenger RNA, 1485 nt
Organism: Cokeromyces recurvatus
Lineage: Eukaryota; Fungi; Mucoromycota; Mucoromycetes; Mucorales; Mucoraceae
Product: S-adenosylmethionine synthase
Exons: 4
Coding region: 72-1220 (382 amino acids)
Biological process (GO): S-adenosylmethionine biosynthetic process
Cellular component (GO): cytosol
Molecular function (GO): ATP binding; methionine adenosyltransferase activity
Source: RefSeq, a predicted model, not a curated record